Propithecus coquereli (Coquerel's sifaka) is the source of this 1458-nucleotide messenger RNA. It is a transcript of the gene UGT2A1, whose product is annotated as UDP glucuronosyltransferase 2 family, polypeptide A1, complex locus. The record is from RefSeq and is a predicted model, not a curated record. The transcript has 4 exons. Lineage: Eukaryota; Metazoa; Chordata; Mammalia; Primates; Indriidae. The coding region runs from base 109 to 1458 and encodes 449 amino acids. Gene Ontology annotation, molecular function: UDP-glycosyltransferase activity.
UUCAACUUUUUCAUAAUGUCAAAUGAGUGCUGUUAAAGUACCAGUAGGAAACUUCAGAGAGACCCAUUUACUUCAUAUCUCAUCAGAUCUUCUGCGUCAAGCCACGUCAUGUUAACUAAGAUUCUGCUGUUGUCUCUUCAGAUGAGUCUCCUAGGGAGUACUCUUGGUGGGAAUAUUCUGAUCUGGCCAAUGGAAGGUAGUCAUUGGCUGAAUGUUAAGAUGAUUAUAGAUGAGCUGAUUAAAAAAGAACACAACGUGACUGUCCUGGUUGCCUCUGGUGCACUUUUCAUCACACCAACCUCUAAGCCAUCUCUCACAUUUGAAAUUUAUAAGGUGCCCUUUGGCAAAGAAAGAAUAGAAGGAGUCAUCAAGAACUUUGUUUUGACAUGGCUGGAAAAUAGACCAUCUCCUUCGACCAUUUGGAGAUUCUAUCAGGAGAUGGCCAAAGUUAUCAAGGACUUCCAUGUGGUGUCAGGAGAGAUCUGUGAUGGUGUUCUUAAAAACCAAAAACUGAUGGAAAAGCUGAAGAGUAGCAAAUUUGAGGUUCUGGUAUCAGAUCCAGUAUUUCCUUGUGGUGAUAUAGUAGCUUUAAAACUGGGAAUUCCGUUUAUAUACUCCUUGAGGUUUUCUCCAGCUUCAACAGUAGAAAAGCAUUGUGGGAAGGUACCAUAUCCUCCUUCCUAUGUUCCUGCUGUUUUAUCAGAACUCACUGACCAGAUGUCUUUUACUGACAGAAUAAGAAAUUUUAUCUCCUACCAUCUACAGGACUAUAUGUUUGAAACUCUUUGGAAACAAUGGGAUUCGUACUACAGUAAAGCUUUAGAUGGUAGCCAUUGGUUAAAUAUUAAGAUCAUUCUAGAAGAGUUGAUUCAAAGAAAUCACAAUGUGACUGUACUGGCUUCAUCAGCAACUCUAUUGAUCAAUUCCAAUGUGAAGUCUCCUGUGAAUUUUGAAGUGAUACCUGUUCUUUUUAAGACAAGCGAUAUAGAUUCCUUGGUAGAACAUAUGAUAAUGCUGUGGAUAGACCACAGACCAACUCCUCUCACACUGUGGACUUUCUACAAAGAACUAGGAAAACUCGUAGAUACUUUUUUUCGAAUUAAUAUACAAAUCUGUGAUGGCGUAUUAAACAACCCCAGGUUAAUGGCGAGACUUCAGAAAGGUGGUUUUGAUGUGUUGGUAGCAGACCCAGUAACGAUCUGUGGUGACCUGGUUGCUCUGAAAUUAGGAAUUCCAUUUAUGUAUACCUUGAGGUUCUCUCCAGCCUCAACGGUAGAGAGACACUGUGGAAAAAUCCCAGCACCAGUCUCCUAUGUACCUGCAGCCUUGUCAGAGCUCACUGACCAGAUGACCUUUGCUGAAAGGGUUAAAAAUACCAUAUCUUAUCCACUGCAAGACUAUAUAUUUCAAUCCUACUGGGGAGCAUGGAAUUCAUACUACAGCAAAGUUUUAGAUUGA